Messenger RNA from Drosophila eugracilis, 2266 nucleotides. Its product is annotated as enolase-phosphatase E1. The record is from RefSeq and is a predicted model, not a curated record. The transcript has 6 exons. Bases 86 to 1825 code for a protein of 579 amino acids. Lineage: Eukaryota; Metazoa; Arthropoda; Insecta; Diptera; Drosophilidae.
GACUAUUCAUCAGAGUGGCAACUCUGGCUAAAAGACCGAAAAUUGUUUUGUUUUGUUUAUUGUCUUCGACUGAAAGUUGGUUAGAAUGAGUGGAUCAAAGGCGAAAAAACACAGCAAAGGCGACCAAAUCCCUAAGCCCAUUAACAUAAAGAAGGAGAAGAUUGAGGAGGACCGCACUCUGCACCCAAUAUCACACUAUAUAGAUGACCGUCUGGAGCUGGUGAAACAGAUUUUUGGUACUCUUAAGCCGAAAACUAUAAUGAAUCUGGCGCCCGAGUUUCUAAAGAAAACACCAAUGGACGAGAUCGAGGAACUAUGUCUGGAGGAACUUCUUUGCUUGUCCACAAAGCGUCUAAAAUCUAUUAUAGAAGACACCAAGUGUCCUACAGACACCGAGAGUUCCGAGGAUUCCGACGUAGAGCAUAAGGAGGAACACAUUUCUUUGGAAGAGAUUUCCUCAGACAGUGACAUCGGAGGCCAGGAAUCUCGAAGAAACAAGAAGAAGCUUAAGGCCAAAAAAGCGAAUAAUGAGAAUGAAAAUAAGGAGUCUGGCGGUCAGAUGAGCGUGCUGGAACUGUUGGAGCUUCAAGCACGAGCUCGGGCCAUUCGUUCCCAGCUAGCAAUGGAACCAAUCACCAAGAUAGAGGUCAAGUCGGAUGAUGAUGAGGAGAUUCCAGAUGAGAAAGUCAAGCAUAGGGAAAAAGAAAAGCGCAGCAAUAAGAACAAGGAGUCUGGGAAGCGCAAAACACAGGAAAGUAAAGCAGUUGGAGAAGGUUCAUCUAUUUCACAGGCAGAUGCCGAUAGUAGCUGCAAGGAACAGCAAACGCCCCGUAAGAAAAUAAAGAUUAAGAGAAACUAUCGGCAGAGCUCUAAGUCGCCAGAAAAGGAAAAUCCAGCUCCAGCAUCUGUUCCUCCUCCUCUUUCUGAAUCCUCAGUUCCGAAUAAAGAAACCAGAAAGUUAUCACGUUCGGCCUCACCAGAUGUGAUCACCAUACAAACGGAACCAGAAACCUUGCUAAUCAGCGACAGCACAGACGAUGAGAGCACAAAACAGAAGUCAAACGAAAUUAUUAAUCCAACUCCACUAGAGCCACCAGCUCCACUCGUAGAAAGCGAGCCGGAGGAGGGAGAAGUGCGGGAUGAAUCCGAAGAACCAGCAAAUUCAGAAGGAUCUGGAUACUCAGUCAAGCCAGAGGAAACUGUCAUUUCUAAAGAACAAGGUGAUCAGCAUAACGAGGAAUGUUCCGAAAAACUAGAAAAAUCCGCUGAUGAUGAACACCUACCAGAAGAAGUACCUUUGGCUAAGCAAAAUCCACCCUCUGAUGCAAAGGAACCUGUUACAUCCCAACCUGCAAUCCUAGACGAUGAAGAUCAAAACGACGAUGUCAUAUCAAUUGGCGGUGAUCUGGAAAUGAUUGAGGAAAUGACCAAGGAAGACGAGCUGCCUUCUGUGAGUAUCAAGAACGAAAAGAAAGAAAAGAUGUCUGAUCCCGACGAAAUGGAUAACGACGUUAUCUCUCUGGACACAAGCGAGGAUGAGCGCGACAAAAUACAGCGGUCGGACUCAGAGCAAUCCUGGCGCACACGCUACAUGAAGAGCUCCAAGGUCAGCCAGGUGCUGGCAGAGUCGCGACUAGCAAAACGCGUUCGCGAUAAACUUAAGAAAUCAAAGCGCAGCAAAGUCUCUGCCAGCAAUGAGCAGGAGAAAUCUGAAAAACCGAUCGUGUUCACAUCCAAACAUGAGGAUGGAUCCAUUGAGCAGUACCAGGAGCUGUUGCAGCACCGACAACGCAAAACUUCAAACAGCAGUAAGGGCGAUAAAUAAAUCCAUACACCGAAGAGAAGGAUUUGUAUUGAAAAUUCGCGUACUGACGCACAGUUCUACUUUAUAUGGCAUAUAAAAGUCAAAUAAAAAUUCACUGUCUUGCGGGGGCGGCAGGAAACGUAAAAAAUUUGAAUAUAUCGUGCUAAGCGCAUAUUUGAUUUCUCAUUCGUCUUUUCUUAUAAUGCAUACACUAUAGGGAAUAGAAUGUAUGUUAAACUAUGCUAGGAGUUUUAAUUUAAAUUGUUUAAAUUAAGUUGAUUUUAUUUGUAGUGUUUAUAUCUUAAAUUUUUUUAAUUUUAACCCAAACCCUUUAUUAGACAAAUUAUACAAUUUUGUUUUAUUUAUUAACUGAUUAAGUAAAAUUGCCUGUACAAUAUACACUGACUCUGGUAUUAAGGUGACUAACUCCUAUGUUCAAUAAAAUUUAUUGUAUAUACUGUA